AUGGCGGAUUCUUUGGGGAAAUUAAAAGAGGACGAUGAAGCUCCUUGUUCUGGGAACGAUGAAGUUCCCGGUUCUAUCAAGGGCAUUCUGUGUCAAUCGUGUUUAAGUAAGGAUAAGCAAACUGAAGCUGAGAAGUUUUGUUUAGAUUGCAACGAACACCAGUGUACUGAAUGCAUUAAAGUACAUAACGUACUUUCUAUCGUCAAAACUCACAAAUUUGUGAAUGCGGAUACAGAUGUAAUGAAACAACGAUCCUUUGAUAUAAAGGGAUUAGAGCGAUGUAAUCAACACAAAAAGUUGAUAAAAUUUUUCUGCGAAGAUGAGAAUCAGCUCUGUUGUAGUACCUGUGCUAUAGUUGACCAUCGUAAAUGUGAAAGCGUUGUAGAAGUUCAAAAGCUUGCUGGGAAUUUGAUGUCUUCAAAUUCAUUGAUAAAGGAAAAAUUGCUGGCUAUCAAAGAAAAGGCUGAGGGCAUAAUUGAACAAAUCAUGUCCUCAAGAGAGAAAUUAGACCAAGACGUAAAUAGAAUUCCAGAAACAAUUAAACAAGUGCGAGAUGAAGUUAUUCGAAUGUUUGAAGAUUUGGAAGUUUCCAUCGUUAAAAGAGCCAAAUCUUUUCAGGCAGAAUCACAUACAAAACUUACAAAAAGGCAAACGCGAACCGAUAAUUAUUUAUCUGAUGCAAGAACGCGUUUGGAAACAAUUGAUAGCGUUUACAGGAAUGGAAGUUCAGCUCAACAAUUCAUUGUAGAACAUAUCAUGGAAAAUGACGUCAAAACUCUCUACACAAACGUUUCUGAGGAAUAUCAAAACUUAGAGACGGCGAGUGCUUCUUUUCAUUUUGACGAAACAAUAAAUCUGCCACCACUUCCAAUUACUGAAUAUGUUCCGGGACAACUCACCUUACAGUUUCUUCGACAAGGAGAUAUGAGUGCAGAUAUGUCAUUAACACCAGUUUCUUCUAUUGAUUUAAAGAAGACGGGAGAUGACAGAAGUGAACCGUUAUAUACAGGAAUAGACUUUCUACCCGAUGGAAGAGUGGUAGCGGUUGAUAAUGAAAACAAAAAAUGUUUAGUGUAUAAUGAGAAGCUGGAGAAAGUAGGAUCAUGUCAAUUAUCCUAUGUCCCACAGUCUGUUGUUGCUGUAACUGAGGAAGAAGUAGCGAUAACAAGUGGUAGCGAUUAUAGAGUAGAAUUUUUUAAAGUUAGAAAAUCUAACGAAAUAAUUUCAUUACGAAAAUUUGAAGUAAAAACGAAGUACGACUCUAUUUGUUUAAAAGAUAACAGACAAUUUAUUGUAGGGACUAUUGAUUACCAAAGACCUGUACGUAUUUUAACAUUGACAGGAGUGGAAAAAGAUUUUAGUAUGAUGUUUUCGAACAAAACAUAUUCUUUAGACGCAAACGCUUGUACUUAUAUUCGGAGCAGUGACAAAGUGGUGAUUGCAGAAAGAUACGAGCAUACGGUCUACAUUUAUGACGCCAAGACAAACACGAAAGUAGAAGUAAAGGAUGAUCGAAUACAGAACCCAUGCGGUGUAGCAGUUGGUCCUUCUGAUACUAUCUUUGUUUGCAGUAAUGGAACAGACUCCAUCGUGCAGAUAUCACAAACAGGUCAGAUCUUGUCAUCACACAAGAUAUAUAUGGAUUUGCCGUAUAAGGCAUGUGUCUCACGUGAUAAAUCAUUUCUUGUUGUUACAAAUAGUUGUAUUGGGAAUCUUAAACUAAAGAAAUUCAAAAUAUCAUGA
Ruditapes philippinarum (Manila clam) is the source of this 1743-nucleotide messenger RNA. RefSeq lists its product as uncharacterized. Bases 1 to 1743 code for a protein of 580 amino acids. Lineage: Eukaryota; Metazoa; Mollusca; Bivalvia; Venerida; Veneridae. Gene Ontology annotation, molecular function: zinc ion binding. The record is from RefSeq and is a predicted model, not a curated record. The transcript has a single exon.